UCACCUACCUGGGGCUACAGGUAACUUCCUCUGGCAUCCUCUUCAUUUAUUCAGCGUUUCCUCACCAGACUUGAUUUUAAUAACCAACCGUUUUCUCAGAUUUGAACUUUUCCAGGUCUGUCGCCGCAUCUGCAGAAGACCGCCGCCGCCAUGACGCCCGCCUUCCACCUCCUCAUCGUCCUCUCACUGACGGCUCUUUCUCUGAGUGCACCGACUGACAGUGGAAAUGACAUCGACGAGUCCUCAGAUGUCUCCGAAAUCAUCUCAAAGGCCAAUGAAGACAUCAAGACACCUGUGAUGUUCGGUGACAUCAUGCCGUCCAUGAGCAGGAACGCCGUCCCGUGCACGGCCACCGGCUGCAAGUGGCCCAAAUACGGCCGCUACGUCUACGUGCCCGUCAGCAUCUCCUCCACCUACUCCCGUGCAGAGCGCAACGUGAUCAUCAGAGGCCUGGUGUCCUUCCACCGCUCCACCUGCAUCCGCUUCGUCUGGAGAAGAUGGCAGUCCAGCUACCUCAACUUCUUCUCUGGAACCGGGUGCUGGUCCUACCUGGGCCGGCAGGGCGGCCGCCAGAGCGUCUCCCUUAGGAGGAACGGCUGCCUGUACCAGUCCACCAUCCAGCACGAGGUCAUGCACGCCCUGGGCUUCCACCACGAGCAGGUCCGCUCCGACAGGGACCAGUUCAUCCAGAUCCUCACCCAGAACAUCCAGCCAGGAAGAGAACAUAACUUCCGUAAGGUGAACACCAACAACCUGCAGACUCCCUACGACUUCAACUCUGUGAUGCACUACGGCAGAACUGCCUUCUCCAGGAACGGGCAGCCCACCAUCGGAGAUGAGCGCCAACGACAUCGCCCGCGUCAACCGCCUCUACCGAUGCUAGUGGAGCAUGGUGACGAAGGGGUGGUCCUCCAGACAUCUCCACUCCAGCAAAGCUGCUGGAUGAGGAAAGCUGGACAGCGCUUUAACGGAGGUCUGACCUCUCUCUGGCCAUCCGCGUAACUACAGCCUGAUUGUUUAAGUUUGCUCCUUUCCAUACUGGUUCGAUUUGGUGACGGUAGACUAGAUGCCUGAUGAAAAAUAUUAAACCCUGCAGUGGUGGGAGGAAUUAUUUUCUAAUUCCUAUUUCAAAGUAGAGACAUACAGAACAUUGACAACUCUAAUCUCAGCGAAAAAGGAGAAUUACAACCAGUUUAAAAAACAAUAUUUUCCUGAGUGUUCUUAUAAAAUCAUAAUAGAACUUUAAAAAUGUCUCUAUACUCGAGCUAAUUUCUGUUUAAGGUCUUGCCUUUUCUGGGUGCUCUCUAAAUGCUGUAAUCAGUGACUUUGUGAUAUCUUCUGCAAUGAAAUAAAAAUAAACAUCAAACAUCA
Messenger RNA from Menidia menidia (Atlantic silverside), 1371 nucleotides. The record is from the annotation of a GenBank genome assembly. Lineage: Eukaryota; Metazoa; Chordata; Actinopteri; Atheriniformes; Atherinopsidae.